AUGUCGCGCCGAGACCGCUCGACGUCCACCAGUCGGUCGAGAGACUUACCGCCCUCCUGGUCGACCUGGCUCGCCGACGCCAACGACGCGCUCGUCGCCAAGGGCGUGGACAGAGCGCUCAGACCAAUUUCACCAACCGAAGACGCGUCGACUUUCACCGCGCGCGUCGACGCGCUCGAGCGAUUCCGAGCGAACGAGAGUGAUUUAGGCGAGUCUGUAGACGCUCCGGGGCCGUCACGGCGGGCGACGUCGUUCAGUUCGAACGAUUACUUGGGGUUGGGGACGCACGCGCGGACGCGGGCGGCGGCUUCGCGCGCGGCGGCGCGUUUCGGAUGCGGACCUCGGUCGUCGGCGCUGAUAUGCGGGUACACCGAGUGGCAUCGUUCGUUAGAGGUUGAGCUCGCGAAGUUAUGCGAGACGGAGGAGUGCUUGCUGUUUCCGACGGGAUACGCCGCGAACUCGACGGCGCUGCAGGCGCUGUGCGGCGAAGCGGAGUGCGCGAUAUUCAGCGAUGCGCUGAAUCACGCGUCGAUCGUGGACGGGUGUCGAUUAGCGAAACAGGGUGGAGCGAGCGUGCACACGUUCUCUCACAAGGAUUACGACGAGCUUGAGCGGGCGUUGAGAGCGUGUGACGCGAAGAGGAAGGUUGUCGUGAGCGAUAGUUUAUUUAGCAUGGACGGCGAUUACGCCGACGUCGAUAGAUUAGUCGAGCUUAGGCGAGAGUACGGGUUUUUACUCGUCUUAGAUGAGGCACACGCGACGUUGGUGUGCGGCGAUCGAGGCGGGGGCGUGGCGCAGGCCAAGGGGCGGUGCGCCGACGUGGACGUGCACGUCGGCACACUGAGCAAAGCCGUCGGCGCGCACGGUGGAUUCGUCGCGUGUUCGCGAGCGAUGAAGCUCUUCUUGGUUUCACGAGCGCGGGGACAGAUGUUCAGCACGGCGUUGCCCGCGCCCGCGAUCGCGGCCGCGAUCGAGAGCCUUAAAGUGUUCACGGACGAACCGUCCAUUCGCGCCAAGCUCUGGAGCAACGUCGACCGCAUGAAUGCGGCGAUCGCGAGUCAUCCGAUAUUAGCGUCAAUGACGCGCCCGUUAGAGAGUCCUAUCGGGUGCGUCAUCAUCGGCACCACCGACGACGCCCUGGCGGCGGCGUCUGAGCUCUCACGAGCGGGAUUCCACGUUCCGGCGAUUCGUCCGCCGACGGUUCCCGCCGGCACGUGUAGGCUUCGCAUCGCACUGAGCGCCGCGCACUCGCACGAUGACAUCGACGCCCUGGCGUGCGUGCUCGCUCAAGCGGUCGAGCGCGCGCGUCGUCCUCGAUCGAGACUGUGA
This is a messenger RNA of Ostreococcus tauri, 1329 nucleotides long. RefSeq names its product Aminotransferase, class-II, pyridoxal-phosphate binding site. Gene Ontology annotation, molecular function: transferase activity; pyridoxal phosphate binding. Lineage: Eukaryota; Viridiplantae; Chlorophyta; Mamiellophyceae; Mamiellales; Bathycoccaceae. The record is from RefSeq and is a predicted model, not a curated record. The coding region runs from base 1 to 1329 and encodes 442 amino acids. The transcript has a single exon. Gene Ontology annotation, biological process: biosynthetic process.